This is a messenger RNA of Ylistrum balloti, 1578 nucleotides long. RefSeq lists its product as uncharacterized. The coding region runs from base 1 to 1578 and encodes 525 amino acids. Gene Ontology annotation, biological process: proton transmembrane transport. The record is from RefSeq and is a predicted model, not a curated record. Gene Ontology annotation, molecular function: voltage-gated proton channel activity. Gene Ontology annotation, cellular component: plasma membrane. The transcript has 9 exons. NCBI's taxonomy places the organism in Eukaryota, Metazoa, Mollusca, Bivalvia, Pectinida, Pectinidae.
AUGGAAGACGAGGAGGAAGAACAAGAAUUCUACCUUCAGAAUGGUAACAAUCAACAGUUUCAGGAUGAUCCAAACUACCCCAGGCCUGGACACUGCCGGAUGGAUAGGAGGCGGACGUCAUACGCCCACCGUGCCGUGCUGGCUGUUGAGAAUGUCGCCAGACGGAUGUCUAUGCCAGCUUUUACUGUGGACACUAUUGCACAGAACUUAGAGGAAGAAAUUGAGAGGGACUCCGAAGAGCCCAAGGGAAAUUUUGAAAAAAUACAGAGAUCCGGGGAACAAAUCCUCCACAGCAAGAAGAUCUUACUUCUCAUCGUCGUGCUGAAUAUCAUAGACUGUGCCUUAGUGUUAGCGGAACUGAUCCUAGACAUUCAUUUUAUCAAAGACAUGGUGCACGAGGCUGAGGAUCUACUAUAUAAAUUUACUACAAUUCUAUUGCAAACGUUCCCCGCCAUUUUCAUUGGACUUGAAACAGGGGAGGUGGCAGACAUAUUCAACAAAGUGAUUGAUGUAAUCACUUCAUAUAACCAGACAACUGAUAUAUACCUCAAUCUUAGUACCAAUUCAAACGUGACUUAUUCAUACCGGAGUAGACGACUGGCUGCUUUGGCGGGAAUACAGAAAGACUUCUUCACAAAUGCUGACCUUCCUGCUUUCCUGGAAUCCGAUCAGAAACACCAUCUGGUCGAAGAUCUGGCGCAUGCAUUUCAUAAAGCCAGUAUAAUCAUUCUAGGGAUUCUUGUUUUGUUGACUUUGCUGAAAGUAUUUUGUUACGGGUCAACUCUUUUCAAGAAAAAGUUUGAGCUGUUUGACGGAUUAAUUGUCGUCACGUCCUUUGUCAUUGAUAUUGCCUUAAUCAAAGGCAUCAUGGGAUAUCCCCUGGAGGAUGCUGUUGAAACCUUGGCCUUCCUUAUUCCUUGGCGUGUAAUUAGGGUCGCCAAUAGUUUGGUGAUGGCGGUGAUGGAUGAGGCACAUCUCCAGCUGAAAAUGAUCUACACAGAGAAAAAAGCGGUGGAGGAGAAAUAUGAAGAGGCGGAGUCAAACCUCAAAUAUCAAAAGAAUGUCAACAAGAUACUGAGAGAUCUGUGUAUCAGUGAAGGGAUCCCUAUGUCAAAAAUUUCAGAGAAAACAGCCGGAUGUGAAAUGCCACGCUUUGUUAUAAGAGACAGAAAACGGAUACAUUUAAGCAGAAUACGGAAGAAGUUAAAUUGUUUCACUAGCCAGGAGGACGGGAAUUCAUUACCAUAUGGUCACAGCAUACCGCAUUUGUACAGAAAAAACGGAAUAUAUUCCGUUGAUCCGUACAAUUCCUCUGACGACGGAAAAGCGACACCUUCUGACGGCACGCUAUCAAGACGUUCGACAAUGCUGUCUAUUCCAGAAUCAACACCACAUGUUGUACCGGACAUUAGAAUCCAAGACUCGGAAGAAAUAAAUGACACUUCUGCUAUCAUCGUCCAGGAAAAUGAUGAAGAAGGCAAAUCACUUCAGAGACUAAGUCCUGGGAAGUAUAGAAAGGCACACAAUUAUGUAAAAAGGAACCAUCUGGAAACAGCCAUCAGUGAAAGAAAGCACUAA